AUGCGCCCACAAGGCCUCGACGUCACCGGUUUCGAGGUGGGAGGUCUUCGAGAGGUCGUGGCGGUCGAGGCGGUCGAGGUAGUCGUCAGGAAGGUCCACCUGUUGACAGCAGCAAUCAGCCGGAUUUCAGGGUUCCAGAGACUUCAUCAGCUGCGGCCGCCCCGGCUCCAGUCCGCGGGUCCUCAGCUUCAGGCACUGCCAGAGGUAGAGGACGAAAAGGCCCCCGAAAUCCGAAGAGGGGGGGUGCUCCAAAUGGACAAAGCACAACAAUCGGUGUACAGAGAGCCUUUGGCGGUCAUCUAA
Messenger RNA from Anthostomella pinea, 303 nucleotides. The record is from the annotation of a GenBank genome assembly. Lineage: Eukaryota; Fungi; Ascomycota; Sordariomycetes; Xylariales; Xylariaceae.